Molecule: messenger RNA, 791 nt
Organism: Drosophila willistoni
Lineage: Eukaryota; Metazoa; Arthropoda; Insecta; Diptera; Drosophilidae
Product: SUMO-conjugating enzyme UBC9-B-like
Exons: 2
Coding region: 108-581 (157 amino acids)
Biological process (GO): protein sumoylation
Cellular component (GO): nucleus
Molecular function (GO): SUMO conjugating enzyme activity
Source: RefSeq, a predicted model, not a curated record
AUCAAAUCUUGUCACGUGUCAAGUUUCGAGAAAUAAGCAGAGCUAACCCGAGAGAAUCAUAAAAAAUUAUUCGUCAGCAAGGCAGCAUUCCGGACAAAUUUCGAACAAUGAACCAGAUGGCAAUAAAUCGUUUGAUAGAUGAGCGCAAAUCGUGGCGUAUGCAUCACCCAUUUGGAUUUACGGCUCAACCGAGUAAAAAUUUAGAUGGCACAUUGAAUCUGAUGAUUUGGCAAUGCACUAUACCUGGACCAAAGGGUACAUUCUGGGAGGGUGGCGUCUAUAGGAUGCGCAUGAUCUUCAAUGACUAUUAUCCCGAAUCGCCACCAAAAUGUAUUUUUGAACCACCAAUCUUUCAUCCAAAUGUUUUCCCAUCAGGCACUGUGUGUCUGUCGUUGCUUGAUGAGGAUAGGGAUUGGCGUUCCAAUGUAACCAUUAGCCAGAUACUUUUGGGCAUACAGGAUUUGCUACAAAAUCCACAUACCGAAAGUCCGGCCCAGCUCGAGGCUUACAAUAUCUAUUUAAAUGAUAGAUUUCAAUAUAACAUGCGUAUAAAGGCCCAGGCCGCUGCUUCGGCUCAGUAAUGGGCUCAAUGGAAAAGGCAGAAUGAAAAAUCCCUAACUUACACCCACACACACACACACACAUGUAUUGCAUCCCGUUCACAGUCUCAUGUAUACAUAAUAUUCUCACAAAAUUUUGUAAAUAUGUGGCAUUUCAAUAAUUUUGUGUAGAUAAAACUUUGUAACUUGAAAUUUAUGUAUUAAAGGACACCAAAGCAUUUCUUCAAAAAA